AUGGCCUCCGCGGCGCGCUUCGACGCCAUCGUCGUCGGCGGGGGCGUGUCCGGCCUCACCGCCGCGUCCAAACUCCACGACGCGGGGCACUCGGUGGCUCUCCUGGAGGCGCGGGAGCGGGUGGGCGGGCGAUGCUUCUCCACCCCCGAGGGCGCGGACCUCGGCGCCUCCUGGGCGUGGCUCCCCGACGAGAGAGACGUGGCGGCCGCGGCGUCCGAUCGGGGGCUGUCGUGGGUGCCGCAGAGGCUUCACGGUGGGGUGCGAAUGGAGGGGGGCGGGCGAUCUCCCGGGGGCGGGGAGAUGCUCGCGCCGUGCGGACCGGGCGCGGUGCGCAUGGAGGGCGGCUACGGCGCCCUCGCGGAUGCCCUGGCGAAGGCGCUGCCCGAGGGGGUCGUGCGCACCGGUCGCGGCGUCGCGAGGAUCGUCCGAGACGGAUCGAACGGAUCUGAUGACGUGACAGUCCACCUCGAGGACGGCGAAGAGACCCCGCUCCUCGCGCGCCGCGUCAUCGUCGCGGUGCCGCCUCGGGUCAUCGCCGCCUCCAUCGCGUUCGACCCGCCGCUCCCGGACGACAGACUCGCGUACAUGCGCGCCACGCAGACGUGGGCCGGGGAUUGGUGCAAAGUCGUCGCCACCUUCUCGGCGCCGUUUUGGAGCGAAAACAACGAUUCAGGCGUCGCGCAGUGGAGCCGGGGUUUUGGCACAAAGGGGACAAGCGGCCUGAUGUCGGUGUCGUGGGAGGCUGCGCACCGCGAGCUCGGCGAGGGGGGGUACGCGCUCGCGGGCGUCAACUUUGGCCGCGUCGCGUGCGAGCGGCUCGACGCCGUCGGCGGCGCGCCCGAUCCGAUCACGGGAAAGAGUCCCGAGGCUACCAAAGAGGCGGUUCGUCGCGAUCUCGCCGCGGUGUUCGGCGCCGACGUCGUCGACGCGCACCUGCUCGAGGUGUACCACAAGGCGUGGAUCAACGACGUACGCACGUGGGACGAGGGCGACGGGGGCGCGCUGCUCGGCGGCGGGGAUCCUCGUUCCGCGUACGGUGACGUCCGAUUGCGGGCGCCGACGGAGUGGGGGGUGCACUUCGCCGGGACUGAGACGGAGCGAAGGUUCGGGCACGUGGACGGGGCGGUGGCCGCGGGGGAGAGGGCGGCGAGGGAGGUGAUCGAGGCGCUGGCGGCGAAGGACGAGCUGUGA
Micromonas commoda is the source of this 1191-nucleotide messenger RNA. RefSeq lists its product with no specific name. Gene Ontology annotation, molecular function: oxidoreductase activity. Bases 1 to 1191 code for a protein of 396 amino acids. The transcript has a single exon. The record is from RefSeq and is a predicted model, not a curated record. Lineage: Eukaryota; Viridiplantae; Chlorophyta; Mamiellophyceae; Mamiellales; Mamiellaceae.